CAACUUAUCUUCGGCAAGCCCAUCCAUCUCACAGUCGAACCAAAAGAUCAGACAGUUGUCCCCCCCACUCUGUCCAUCCUCCAGCUGCAGAAGACAGAUAGCUGGGGGGACAGUGAGCAGCUACAGCUGUGCCUGGCAUCAAGCUACUUUCCCAGAUCGGGACCGAUGACGCUGGAGCUGCAGCAUGAUAAACCCACCGUCAGUUUGAAAGCCAGCGAAGCACCCCUGUCGCCAGACACCAAAACCUACUUCUUUGCUGGAUAUUCUAAGGAUGACAUCAAGUCCUGCACGAUGAAUAACAUAACCAUAAAAGUUUAUGAAGAAGGGGCUACAACUCCUGAAACCCACUCAGAGUCCAGCACCUUGGACGGUCUUCAUACAGAUCCUGAAACCCGCUCAGAGUCCAGCACCUUGGACGGUCUUCAUACAGAGGGUAACUAUGAGCCUUCCUACUAUCUUCUAAGUGUCUCUAACGACACACAGGCCUGCCUGGCGACAGAUUUCACCUCCUACAAUGCAACCCAAGACGUGUUUGGUAAUGCAGCUGAGGCCACCAGACCUAAUAAGGACUCCUUCUACAGCCGGGUGGCGCUGUUUUCACCUGGAGAGUUUAACUGCCCAGAAAAAGAGAAGACAUGUGAUGCUGACAUUUUUGAGCCAGAUGAGAAGGUGAACUUCCUGGCUCUGGUCAUGCAAGGCCUGAGACUGAUCUUCAUCAAGACCGUUGUCUUCAACGUUCUCAUGAUGCUUCAGCUGUGGAGGAGCUACACCCAGUAGACAGAUGGAAGCCACCGCGCCCUCUCUCCAUGAUGCUGAGGACAUGAACCAGUUCUCCAUGUCCACAUUUCCUUUGGAAGGAUUGACCCUUGACCUCCUCCCCCGUUGCUUGUAAUGUCGGUGAUACUGGUGUGGACAUAGGAGCUUGUUUUGCUGUUAGAAUCCAGUUGUCCUGGACAGGAGUCUCAGCUGAACAUGUGCAGUGCAGAUGUUAAAUGUAAUUAUUGGUGCAGAUGUGCAGACCCUCCUAAAGACCUCCUCCUCAUGUUCCUUCUGUAGUGAAGAAACACCAAGCCAGCAGCACAGCCGCUCUGCUGUACUCAGCCUCACACCUAAAGCCUUCAUCCCCCCUUCCUCACAUGGCACAUGGCAUGGCUGGAAAGAUGCCAGCACCACAUCUUGUACGGCACAUGUACAUGUACAUGUAUUGUGAUGUAUGUUGUACAAUGUUGUGUUGUUACCUCUGUUCAGUAGCAGUGUGUAACUUUUUAAAUGUUUUAUAUCUUAAACAUCUACCAAUAAACAGGAGG
This is a messenger RNA of Lampris incognitus (smalleye Pacific opah), 1307 nucleotides long. RefSeq lists its product as uncharacterized. The record is from RefSeq and is a predicted model, not a curated record. The transcript has 8 exons. The coding region runs from base 166 to 777 and encodes 203 amino acids. NCBI's taxonomy places the organism in Eukaryota, Metazoa, Chordata, Actinopteri, Lampriformes, Lampridae.